This is a messenger RNA of Medicago truncatula (barrel medic), 3024 nucleotides long. RefSeq names its product nitrate regulatory gene2 protein. The transcript has 4 exons. Bases 227 to 2758 code for a protein of 843 amino acids. NCBI's taxonomy places the organism in Eukaryota, Viridiplantae, Streptophyta, Magnoliopsida, Fabales, Fabaceae. The record is from RefSeq and is a predicted model, not a curated record.
AAAUCCCCCAAAUACAAAGAAAAGAAAAAGAGAAGAAAAGAAGAAGAAAGCAACUAGGACAUUGGCACUUGGUAGAUAGUAAAACGCACAAAACCAAACACUCUAACUCAAAACACAAACACCAGUACCAUGUACCUUCUUUCACUUCCUCCUUAAAAAAACACACCCAUUCCAAACCACGCGCGGUAACGUAAACACCCACGCGCCACCGUUUAUAUUACUUCCAAUGGGUUGCGCAGCAUCCAAGCUAGAAAACGAAGAUACAGUGCGACGGUGCAAAGACCGUCGCCGUCUUAUGAAAGAAGCUGUCUAUGCUCGUCAUCACCUCGCCGCUGCUCACUCCGACUACUGCCGUUCCCUCCGUCUCACCGGCACCGCCCUCUCCACUUUCGCCUCCGGUGAACCUCUCUCCGUUUCUGAUAACACUCCCGCCGUUUUCAUCAACCACAAAACCACCACCACCCCAACAACCACCACUACCACCUUUCACCACCCACCACCACCGCAACCGAAACCUCAGCCACCACCACCGUCUUCCUUCCACCGUCCUCCUCCACCGGCGUCACCCACAAUAGCAUCUUCAAAACUCCCUCACAUACUCUCUGCAUCAAGUACUCCUUCCACAAACCACCAACCUCACCACCAACAACGCCGCCGUAAACCACCGCCACCAAAACUACCUCACAUUCUCUCCGAUUCAAGUCCUUGUUCUACUCCAAGAAGCGAUAACUUUGCUUCGAAUUUCUUCCCUACAGCACAUUCUACAUACUCUUCAACGCCUUCUCAAACUUCUUCAGUUUGGAACUGGGAAAAUUUCUACCCUCCACCACCACCGCCACCUGGCUCCGAUUAUUUCGACAGAGAACAUGAACAUGAACGUGAAAAUGAAGAUUCUGCUUCGCAGUUCUCUUUUAAGUCAAGAAAUAGUGAUGUUUCAUAUUCCCGACAACAACCUCAACAGCAACAAAAACAACCUCAAACAAAGACAGAAGCAUAUCAACAUCAACAACAACAUCGUUAUGUUAAUCCAACAUCACAUGAAGUUGAAGGAUUUGAUUCUGAGAGAUCAGAAUAUGAUUUUUUCAAUGAAAAAUUAGCUAUGGUUGAGAAGAAUCAUAAUCAUGGUCAUGGUCAUGGUCAUGGUAAUCAUCACUUGGAGGAACAAACUGAGACUGAGAGAGAGGAAGUUGAGUGUAGUGAAUGGGGAGAUCAUUACAGUACAACAACAUCUUCUGAGGAUGAUGAAGAGGAGGAAGAAGAAGAAGAUGAUGGGGUUGAUGGUGAUGUUGAGUCAAGGUCUGAGAUUGGGACUAGGUCGAAUUUCGGGUCAUCGUCUGCUGCGAAAGGAUAUGUGGCGGCGGUGGGGAAAUCGGAGGAUUUGGCGUCGUCGUCGUCCACGGGUGAAGGGAUGAUGGAGAUGAAAAUGGUGGUGAGGCAUAGAGAUUUGAAGGAGAUUGUGGAUUCAAUUAAGGAGAAUUUUGAUAAAGCUGCUGUUGCUGGAGAUCAGGUUUCUGAUAUGCUUGAGAUUAGUAAAGCUCAGCUUGAUCGAAGUUUUAGGCAAUUGAGGAAAACUGUGUAUCACUCAAAUAGCUUAUUGAGCAGCCUGAGUUCAACUUGGACAUCAAAACCGCCGUUGGCAGUUAAGUACCGGCUGGACGCCGCUUCGUUGGAUGAACCGGGUGGUCUAAAGAGUCUUUGCUCCAGUUUAGAACGGCUUUUGGCUUGGGAGAAGAAGCUCUAUGAAGAAGUUAAGUCAAGAGAAGGUGUGAAGAUUGAACAUGAAAAGAAAUUAUCAUCUCUGCAGAGUCAGGAAUACAAAGGAGACGAUGAAGCAAAGAUCUUCAAAACCAAGUCUGCCAUAAAUAGGUUGCAGUCGCUAAUUGUUGUUACAUCGCAAGCUGUGUCUACCACCUCGACUGCUAUUAUUGGUCUUAGAGACUCUGAUCUUGUUCCUCAGCUUGUUGAGCUCUGUCAUGGAAUGAUGUACAUGUGGAGAUCAAUGCAUCAGUACCAUGAAGUUCAAAGCAACAUAGUGCAGCAAGUCCGCGGUCUCGUGAAUAGAUCAGGAGGUGAGUCAACUUCUGAACUGCACAGGCAGGCAACUCGUGACCUUGAAUCGGCUGUCUCGGCUUGGCACUCCAGUUUUUGCCGCCUCAUAAAAUUUCAACGGGACUUCAUUCUCUCCCUACACGGCUGGUUUAAGCUUAGCCUUAUGCCAGUCGAUAAUGAUAACGUCAACAGGAUGGAACACUCCGACGCGUACAUGUUUUUUGAUGAUUGGAAGCUUGCACUUGACCGCGUUCCCGACACAGUUGCAUCAGAAGCCAUCAAGAGCUUUAUCAACGUUGUCCAUGUCAUAUCUUCCAAGCAAGCUGAAGAGCUCAAGAUAAAGAAGCGAACCGAAAAUGCUUCCAAGGAACUCGAGAGAAAGGCUUCGUCCGUACGGAAUUUAGAAAGAAAGUUUUACAGCUCGUAUUCUAUGGUAGGGAUUGGCAUUCCUGACACUGGACCUGAUAACGGACAAGGGUUGGAUGCACGCGAUCCACUUGCUGAGAAAAAGAUGGAACUAGCAACCUGCCAAAGACGUGUUGAAGAUGAAAUGACGAAGCAUUCAAAAGCUGUAGAGGUAACAAGAGCAAUGACACUCAACAAUCUACAGACAGGUUUGCCUGGAGUCUUUCAGGCGUUGACCAGUUUUUCUUCGUUGUUCACCGAGGCUCUUGAUUCGGUGUGUACUCGUUCGUAUGCAAUCAAGUAGGUAUAAUAUAUUAUAAUUUUAUUUGUUAUAUGCUUGGAAUCAAAGUUCUUUUUUAUAAGGGCUGGGAAUUUUUUUGGCGGCAAGCUCUUAUUGCUCGUACUAUUUCGAGUAUUAUAUUUUGAAAUGUAAAUAUGAAGGAAUUUUGUGGCUCUCCACUUAUUUUGUUGGGAAAAGGGAAUUUUCUUAUUGUACAGGAAAAUUUCUUGGUUUAUUGUAUCAGAGAAUUGCAAAUUUCAAUAUAUCAAUAAAUUAUAAUUUACAGGCAA